AUGAGCUUCCUAAGCCACCACUCCGAGCAGCAUUCACAUUUGCUGUUCGUAAAUUUUAACCAAGAUUCAUCUUCGCUUCAGACAGGUUCAAAGACAGGAUUCAAACUCUAUCCUUUGAACUCAGUGGACAAUUUGGAAUUCACACAUGAAAAUAAUGAAAGGCCUAAUAUUCAUCUGGUUGAACGGCUUUUUGCCAGUAGCCUGGUGGCUCUAGUGAGCAUUGAUCAUCCACGCAAGCUGGAUGUGUGUCAUUUCAAGAAAGGCUCUGAGAUUUGCAAUUAUUCAUACUCAAAUGCUAUAUUGGCUGUUAAACUGAACAGAAUGAGGUUGGUGGUUUGUUUGGAAGAAAGUCUGUAUAUCCACAACAUUCGAGACAUGAAGGUUCUACACACCAUCCGAGACACGCCUUCAAACCCCAAGGGCAUAUGUGCGCUGUCACCACACAAUGAGCAUGCUUACUUAGCUUACCCGGGCAGUGUUCAGGCUGGGGAAGUCCAGAUAUUUGAUACUAUCACUCUGAGAGCUGUAAUCAACAUUUCUGCUCAUGACAACCCUCUAGCUGCAGUGGCGUUUAACCCACAAGGGACCAGGCUGGCGACUGCAUCAGAGAAGGGUACUGUAAUUCGAGUGUUUAGCCUUCCAGACGGCGCAAAGUUGUUUGAGUUUCGCAGGGGUCUGAAAAGAUGUGCAGAUAUUCAGUGUCUUGCAUUUAGUGUCGACUCUGUCUUCCUCUGCACAUGCAGCAAUACAGAAACCGUGCAUAUUUUCAAACUGGAGGAACAGAAAGAAAAACCCCAGGAAGACACAUCUUGGAUGGGUAUUUUAAACAGCACAUUUAGAACGUCUGCCAGUUACCUCCCUGCUGGCAUCUCUGAUGUCAUGAACCAGGGUCGUUCAUUUGCCACUGCUCGACUGCCGCACGCAGGCCUCAAGAGUGUUUGCACAAUCACUCCUUUGCAGAAGAUUCCGAGACUUUUGGUGGCAACCUUGGAAGGCCAUCUGUAUAUUUACAAUAUUGACCCUAAUGAAGGCGGAGAGUGUACUUUGUUGAGAACACAUUCCUUGACUGGCCAGGCAUCAGAGCACACAGGAUCCGCUGAGGAAGGUGGCAGUGAUCGACCUCUGACACAAUCUGAUGAUGCUUCACCCUACGUGAGGCGACACCAUUCACUGUCAGCAGAGACGGCAGCUCCAACAGACUCACAACCUUACCAGGAUCCGCUGGAUGGAGCAGUUGGGGGUGAGGAACCUUUAAGGACACUGCGGAUCCAUGAUGAUACUGAGUUCCCUCCAGUGUCACCCAAGUUGAUGUAG
Candidula unifasciata is the source of this 1314-nucleotide messenger RNA. The record is from the annotation of a GenBank genome assembly. Lineage: Eukaryota; Metazoa; Mollusca; Gastropoda; Stylommatophora; Geomitridae.